This is a messenger RNA of Anarrhichthys ocellatus (wolf-eel), 5661 nucleotides long. RefSeq lists its product as uncharacterized. Gene Ontology annotation, molecular function: growth factor activity; platelet-derived growth factor receptor binding. The transcript has 8 exons. Bases 687 to 2267 code for a protein of 526 amino acids. The record is from RefSeq and is a predicted model, not a curated record. Lineage: Eukaryota; Metazoa; Chordata; Actinopteri; Perciformes; Anarhichadidae. Gene Ontology annotation, biological process: positive regulation of ERK1 and ERK2 cascade; positive regulation of cell population proliferation; positive regulation of cell migration. Gene Ontology annotation, cellular component: membrane.
CUCACCACCACCACUGCGUAAUCAGGCAGGUCCAGGGCUGACGGGCACCGAGCCACACGGGGCUUUGCUUAGUGAUAAGACUCCUUGGAAGAAGAGGACCGCAAACCAGCGAGCUGACCUGCGACGUUAUUUCAGACUUUUAGCGUGUGAGUUUUUUUUUUUAACACGUCACGGUUAAAGAGACCCUUGACAAGAGAAGUCAAUUGGAUAUAUUGUAUUUUACAGAAAGCUGGACAUUUUUGGAGUAAUUUAAACUUUCCUCACUUUCUGAGUGUCCUGGAUAGUUUUGUUUGUGACUCGGAAAUGUCAUGAGGUCUUUUGGUAACCUCUUGCGCUUUUAGCCGUAAAACGCGCACUUGUGCUCAAGGUGGACUAAAAAAGAGAAGACUGGACAUCACGUUGAAGACAAAGCGCCUGAAUUAAAACGUGGAGGUUUAUCAUUCAUCCAGCCCAUUGGAGAUCCCUUUUUUUAAAGGUGCGUGCCGCUGACCGAGCACGAGCGCUUUCUUCUCCCUCCUCCUCGGAUACCUCUACCGGAGAAACAAACAGUGGAGACAGACCGUCUACGCGCGCGCAGUUCCGCAGUGCGAGCCGCUGUCCCCCCGCGCGCAGUGCUGAGGAGAGAGGGACUCUCGCGCUUCCAUAAAUGCCCGGUCCGUCGAAGAGGCUCGAGGCUGGGCAGCAAGAUGAGCUCGUGGGUACAGCUGCUGCUCGCGUUGCUGGCGGCGUGUCUGCGGUUUGGCGUAGCCGAGGGGGAGCCUCUGCCUGCAGCCCUGGUGGAGCUGGUUAGAAACAGCCCCAUCUCCUCCAUAGAGGACCUUCAGCUGCUGCUGCUCACUGACUCCGUAGAUGAGGAGGACGGGACUUCUGCAGCCAAUGGAGUUCAUAGACUACCAAGGAGCCUCGAUGCCCAGCCAGCUCAGCAGGCUCUAUGCAAAGUUCGUACAGAGGUGGUUGAGGUCACCAGGGCGAUGUUAGACCGCAGCAACGCUAACUUCCUGUUAUGGCCGCCAUGCGUCGAGGUGCAGCGCUGCUCUGGUUGCUGCAACACCAAUAGCCUGCAGUGCGUCCCUGUCGUCACGCACACCAGAUACUUGCAGGUAACGAAGAUCGAGUACAUCAACAAAAGACCCACUUACGCUAAAGCUGUGGUGUCAGUUGUCGAUCAUGUGGAGUGCCGAUGUCAGCCGGCUCCACGGCCUCCUGUGCCCAAGAAAAAAUCAUCGCGCAGACAGCACAACCACCAGCAUCGAAACCACACACUCAGCCAAGGACACGGACAGGUCAAGGUGCACUCCAAGGAUGAACUCCAUCAGUGGGAUGAUCUGAAGCAGAACCAGAGGGCCAACCUGGAGGACCUCCUGGAGCAGCACUGGAUCCCCAGAGGAGACACCUUCACUCAGCCCGAAGAAGGGUACAGCCUGGCUGGGAAAGACACAUCUCGCACCGGAGAGGCUGUUCUUUUUGCUCCACAUUGGGCGCAUAAUGCCACCAGGCUCCUUGGGACUAAAGACCAAACUGAAAAUCUGGAGGAUGUGGAGAAGAAAAAUGGAAGGAUCUCAGAUGGCAACAAGACUGUUUCCUCAGUGGAUAAUGUUGGCGUGGAGGUAAAGAACGAGUUGGUAGAAGGUGGGGAGGGGUUGCUGCUCCUCAGCACUGAAGGGAAGGUUAACGAGGGAAACGGUAGCAGGGACGAAGGCACGCAAACACACAGUCCAUUAUGGCAAGACGACAAAUCCAAACUUUCAAAGAGCCACACGAGUGGAUCUUCUCACCCUGGUGAUCAGAAUCCUGAAGCCAAGUUCAGUCCUACUGAGGCGCCCAGUGAGAGAGUUGGGAGCAGGUUAAGAGCGACUAAAGAGCCAAAUCCGGAGCCUCGAGAACAGGCGAGACGGAGAGACAAUGACACUCCUGAGGAGGUGAGGAUAUUACAGAUUGAGGAGGAAAAACUGGAGCAGGAGAGAAAAGAGCUUCUACUUCUCCACAAGAGGCUGGACCAAGAGAAGGAGAUACUGAGACAGCAGCAGAUGAAACGAGAAGAGGAGGAAAGGCAGAAAGAAAAGGAAACGGAUAGCCAACAUCGCCUGCAUGGUAAACAUCAUCAUCAUCUGCAAACAACAACACAGUAUCCAGCGACAACAUCUACGACUACCACACGGCAGCCAUCGGCUCCAGCAGGCCCCAGACCCCCAGCCCGUCCAAGGAAAAGGAUGAGGAAGAAUCGCAAACGAAUCAGCAAGGCAGCUAUGAGAGCAAUGCUAAUGUAAAGCUAAAAUAAAGCCAAGACACCAAGUGAACUUAGUAUUUCGUGGAUCCAGAGGUGAAGCAGAGUGACUCCCUUCAUAUAAGUACUUAUUCACUCCGUAACACUACUAAUGACUGUCUGGUGAACCUGUAACUACACCUGUGUGGAGUAAGACGAGGGUAAGAAGAAAAUGGAAUAUAAAUAAAAGGUGGACCUUGUCAAGAAAACUUGCUUGCCUCGACAACGACAGUUGCUGGUAUGAACGCUUACAAAUUGUGUUCAAGCACAGAACCUGUGGGGGACUGAAACGGCAUCGCUGUAGAACUGUGGACAAUAGUGCAAUUUCAAAACUCUUCUUGAAACCUUGUUUUGAUAUCAACAGAGAGAAACUGCACUUAGAUAAUGACAGAACCAAGUCUAUAUGGGGUUUAAAUGACAAAGUCUGUGGCUGAAAGACUUUUUCGAUUGCCACAAUCAGAUGGACGACAAAGGACAUUUGAUGGAAAAAUGGACAUGAAAAUGGACAUUACUCUUUUGUGUCAUUGAAGAUUCUGUUUUAUUUUAAUCAGAUAAUCUUAGAAACAAUCAUCUGCAACAACGAGUGAUGUUGACUAAAAUGAGCAGUGAGGGGCUCAGUGUUGGGAAGAUAAGGCUGUGUAGAUCUACCGUACCAAGGCCUGAUAUCAUCUAUUAGCUCCGUAAAACAGCAAUGGUCUCUCAUUAACCGUAUUUAAUUAUAUUUAACUCAUUGCAAACACUGGAAUUACACAGAUGUGAUAAGAGAACAAAAACAUAAAUUGUUGCAUUUCAAAAUCUCAUCACAGGUGUGAAGAAAAAGGUGCUAUCUGAAUACGAGGUGAUAGCGUUGCACCUGUGACUUGACGUCGCGCUAUGUUUCUUAUUUAUUUAUCUCUGCCAUUUUCUUUGGAUUAACUUUUUUUAUACAACAUACUACAAACAAGAUGUGGUUCAUGAUGGCUGGGUGGUUCAAACAGAAAUUUAAGACAGUAAGAUUAAAAAAAGAUCAAACCUCCCAGGAUCAUGCAGUGUUUAACUUCUAUGUGUAUAAAAAGUGUUUGUUUUGUAUGACUAAGAGUGUGGUGUUGUGUGUGUAAGGGCUUGGGCCCACACCUACACCGCUGUCAUGUAUCUCGAUAUUCAUGUAGAAGAACUAAUCAGUUUGUCUCUUUCUCUUUCUCUCUUUGAUAAAGACAUGUCUCUCUUCCACUGAAACAAUCAUAUUCCUUUAAACUCUGGGAGGAGGGAAAAGAAACCCUUACCUACACAUGUUUCUUUACGUGCCCCCACUGUUUUAUUAAUCUACAACACAUUGUUUUUGACAUUUCAACUACAGGAAAUGAGAAGGGUCAAAACAAGGAAAUCAAGAGUCACUUAAAAGGACAGCAAAAAGCUAAACAUUGCAAAUUUAGACACUGUUUUUGUGUCCUUUAUAUUUCCAUUAGUAACAAAAUGUGGAAACAUGCUGUUGAUGCUAUUUGUGUACAAUAACCCAUAAUCGGCCAAACAUCUUAAGUUAUUGAAAACAUGACCCACACAUUCUUUAUGCCAACUUACAACUGUUACUGUUUUUGUCUGUUUUAUUAUGACAAAAAAAACAAAAUGUUUGCAAUAAUUAAUGCUAUUUUCAUAUGGGUAUAAGAAGCUGAUGUGCUUAAAUCUACUUUGUUUUGUGUUUUUAUUCCAUUUUCACCAGUUUCUCUUCUAUAUCCACGAAUUAGCUUCCAAAUGUUUUGUCAUGAAAUGUAUAACAUGCUAUUCAGAGGAACUCACUGGGCCAUGAAUAUCAACACGUGAUGAGCAACAGACAAAUUAGAACGAAGCUCAUUCAGUUAUUUUAAGAGUCCAUAGUCAUGCUAGCUGCUCUGCGAGGUUGUACUUAUGCACAGCGAUGCUUCGAGCUAAAUGCUAACGUCAGCAUGCUAACAUGCUGAUGGCGGAUGGGAAUGCCAUUCGUUUUGCUGGUAUUUUGUCAUAAACAAAAGAUUUUGACAAAUUAAAAUGUUGACCUUAUGAUCGUACUAGAGGAAGUGAAGGUAUCACCAAAGUGAUUGAAAUUCAUCCCUUUGUGGCACAUUCAUGGAAACCAAUCUAAUAGUUGUCAAGGCAUUGCAAAGUCAUUAUUGUCCAAAAAUGACACGCUCAUUGUGUCUCUAGAGCUAAAGUCAGGGGAUCACCAACGUCGGUAGGAUUCUCCCUCUAAACGCUAUGGAUGUCUGCAUCAAAUUUGAUAGCAAUCAAUCCAAUUACUUUGGUAUUUUAGUCUGAACCAAAGCAGAAAACUCUAAACUUUUGAAGGAAGGGUAAAACCUUUUUAUGACACCAUGAACUCUCUGACUUUCCUACCACCUCGUGAACACAGGUGGAUUUAUUUAGUAAGCCUGUUGUGUUGUGUCUACACAGUGCAUCUGCAGCCUCCAGAGACAUUAUUGGCUCCCUAAAUUCAGAGUUCAGCACUGGCUUGUAUUGAGCGUUAGUCCUAGUGAUGUGCAAUGAGGUUUGUUCAAUCUGACAAAAGAGAGAGAGGGAGAAAAGAAAGAGUGGAGGUUGAUGUACUGUAGGUGAACUCUGGCACACGCUCUCUUUGUGGUUUUUCACAUUUACCCACAUGACUCUUGGCUGCAAAAACUCCCUAACUCAGCAGCCAGCUGCACAGUUUGUCUGCUAAUUAUCUAGUCAAGAAUCUGCUCCACCGUCUAAAUGAAAUCAUACGAGGAAUGGCUUUCACAAUAAAUGUCCUCAGAUUUAAACCAUCUUUAGAGUUAAGUGGACUUACUUACAUGUAUGUAAUUACGGUCUUCACACAUUUAGUACUUAAAGAGCUGCGUCCUUGGUCUUCACUUUAUAUUAUGUGCAUUAAUCACUGGGUUUGAUGUGUGUACCAAAUGACAAUUUUGAAGACAGCUGUUAGCAUCUGUCUCACCCUUAACCCCCCUUGUACGCAAAUUCAGUGUGUAUUCUGGUAUUCAUGUAUUGCUUCCCAUUACCCCACUGUCAACCUCACACAGACGUACUACCUCUAAACAGCAGACUAUCUCCAAAUUCUGCAUGGAGGUGGGAUGCCUGUGUUUCCGCGGGUGUCCCAGCAGCUCCCCACCCCCCGCGGACUUCAAACAAGAGCGGGAAAGAGAAGUGCGUGGAGGCUUGUUGGCUUUGACAAACACACACAGGGGUCGACCACCAUGACAGAGUGGGAGGUUAUCUGAGGGACCAGAGACCGUGACUAAAGACACGAGAUGGUUCAUAGCUCACUGAUUGACCUUAAAGGACGAUAUGGCUUGUUGGGUCUAAACAACACCGUUACCUAACCAGCAAACAACCACUGGAACAAUAUAGUGACCCAUCAAGCCCAGUACCUUACAAACAAUUUAUGGAAGACCAACCAGCUUACAAACCAU